Molecule: messenger RNA, 321 nt
Organism: Colletotrichum abscissum
Lineage: Eukaryota; Fungi; Ascomycota; Sordariomycetes; Glomerellales; Glomerellaceae
Exons: 2
Coding region: 1-321 (106 amino acids)
Source: RefSeq, a predicted model, not a curated record
AUGUUCAACAAUGUUAGCAUCUUGGAUCUUGGGCCUAAAAUGGCCGUCACUGUCGCCGUUUUCCACCAGGUGACCUAUGUCGGCGCAGCCGGCGCUGCCGCUGGCCACCGCGCCAGUCUCGGCGAAAGCAACAUCAGAGGCUCACACACGCCAUCCAGAGGGCUGUCGGAAACGACGCCAACACCCAGAUGCCCCCAGCUCAUCCGCGAAGGAGCGCACUUUGAAGAGAUCACGACAGACUGCUCGCCGUCGCAAAGAAGAGACGAUCGAUUGGAUAGCAUACUGGGCCGCAAAGGGGCCGAUGCCGCGGCAAUAGUUUGA